This is a messenger RNA of Ogataea polymorpha, 4284 nucleotides long. RefSeq lists its product as uncharacterized. Gene Ontology annotation, biological process: proteasome-mediated ubiquitin-dependent protein catabolic process. The record is from RefSeq and is a predicted model, not a curated record. The transcript is spliced from 2 exons. Lineage: Eukaryota; Fungi; Ascomycota; Pichiomycetes; Pichiales; Pichiaceae. Bases 108 to 4268 code for a protein of 1386 amino acids. Gene Ontology annotation, cellular component: nucleus; proteasome storage granule; proteasome regulatory particle, base subcomplex.
CGCACGCGAUCCAAGCAGACUCAUCAAAAAGAGCAUUUUUCUCGCACCAGCCGAUUUUUAGCCACAUAAAUUAGGCCUUUUUCCGCUAGUCUCUGUGCAACUCCAGUAUGGCCGUCACAGCCAUGUCUCCGCCCCCACAGGCCGCCGCUGCGUCCACACCGUCCUCCGCGGCCUCUGCAGCACACAUUGCCAAUGGUUCGCUGCUGCCCAGAACGAAAAACGGCUCCUCCAGACGGAUCGAGAUCGACCAACUAGUCAUCGAGUUCCAGAAGAAACUGGGCAAGAAUUGGGACACCUACCAGGUCGCGGUGUCGAUGUUUCUUGUCGGCAAGCUGUCGCGUCGCGAGCUGAUGGAGGAGCUCGACAAAAUCCUGGACAAAUCAACCUACAGACUGCACAACCAGCUCCUGCUAACGAACCUAGCCAACUCGCUAAGGGACGAGCCGCUCGACGGAACACUCUCGACGGGUUUUGGCAAUCAGCAGCUCUCGAAAAAACGAAAAGCAGGCACCAAAUCAUCUCAGUACGAGCUGCUGAAAAAAGAUAUUUUAUCGCUGCCGAUCAGAGAGCGACGCCGGCUCAAAGGCAUCCAGCGCGAGGCAGGCAAGCGCGGCAUGAUAAACUCCACCAUUGCGCUCACCAGACAGGCGAUUGUGCCGCGCGUGCCCAUUGUCACCAACAACGAGUCAAAUGUCGCGGGCAACACCAGCCAGUGGGCCCAGGACGUUCUGGACGGCAUCCAGACACCGCUGUGCUCCGAAACGUACGAGUUACCAGACAAGACACAUUUGCGCUCACGUGUUUUGGGAAUUGCGCGCGAGCAUGGCCUGGUGGGGCCCGUGGGUGACAGCGUGCCGGACGUGCUGUCUAUCGGCCUGGAAUACCAUUUGAAGCGUCUGAUCGAACGUGCGCUGGACAUGGUGCGCAUCCGGCAGAAAAAACCGCAGCACGACUCCCGGGGCCCCGUCACGAUGACUAUCGAGGACCUGUACGAUACUCUCGAGACGGCGCCGCAUCUGGUGGAGCCCAACGGUCCGCUGUUUGCCCUCAGCAAUAACCAGCUGAAAAACGAGGACGAUGUGGCGCUGCUAGAGCAGCAGCGCCAGUAUUUGCAACGCGGACCGGGACAGAAGCUGUCCAAAAUCUCGUUUGUUCUGAAGCCUAAGAAAACAGAGCCGCAGCCGCCGCCUGCGUCGUCGUCGUCCACCAUCACUGCGCCGGCGUCGAUGCUGGCCGUGUCGCCGCUGCGCCCUGGCGAACAGGCCUCGAACGGAGCAGAAAAGCAGAAUAAAACAGACUUGCCGGAUCCGCAGAACGGCAAGCAAAACCCGCCGUCCUCGGCCGCAGCACUCACACAGCCAAAUUUGCAGCUUAGCGACCCGAACAUUGGCCGUCCCGACGAGCUCAAUUGGCUGAUCAAUGAUCUGCUCCCAUGGCACCUCAAACUUUUUCGACUCGUGGAUUUUGCCACUCUCGUAAACACACUUGUUUUCUUUAUGGCACCUGCAAAAGAACAAGAAACCAGAAGAGCGUCCAUUGAGCAGGGCAAAGAGCCUGCAAAGGACGAGCAAAAGGGCAACGCCGAAAGCAAGAGGGCCGAGGAGGAGCUGAGCGAAGAGGAUCUCCAGUUCAAAUCCGAGCUGGAGAUGCUUGUCGAGCGCCUGUCCGAGCCAAACAAGGACCUGUACGCCCCUGCGCUGGACAAUCUGAAAAGAUUCAUUAGAGAUUCUACCUCCUCGAUGACGGCGGUGCCUAAACCGCUCAAAUUUCUCAGACCUCAUUAUCCGGCAUUGACAGCGAUUCACAGCAACUGGACCGACCUAAAGCUGAAGUCGCAACUUGCAGACAUUCUCUCCGUGUUGGGAAUGACGUACAGCGAAAAGGAUGGCGAAAAUUACAAGAGGGAGUGCCUAAAGUACAGACUGCUCAGCAACAUCGACUCGACAAUCUCUGAAUGGGGACACGAGUAUCUCAGACACCUUUCUUUGGAGAUCGGCGAGGAGUACCAGGAGAAUCUGGAGAACGGAGUCAAUAGAGAAGACACCCACACCGAACAAUUAAUCAAGCUGAGCUUGGAAAUUGUACCUUAUUUCCUCAAACACAACGCAGAGGCCGAAGCUGUGGAUCUCCUGCUCGAAAUCGAAGAAAUAGAAAAGCUCUCGCAAUUCGUCGAUAAGAACACGUACAACAGAGUUUGCUUGUAUAUGGUGUCGUGUGUGCCGUUGCUUGCUCCUCCAGAUGACCUUGCCUUCCUCAACACAGCGUUCAGCAUCUACUUGGCCAACGAUAAGCUACCACAGGCAUUGAGUCUGGCUAUCAGGCUGGGCGAUGAGUCUUUGAUUAAGUCUGUUUUUGAGGCCACCAGCGACGAGCUGGUGCAGAAACAGUUGGGAUUCAUGCUUGCCAGACAGAAUUCUUGUUUCAAGGUCGACAACGAGGCCGUGCAGGAGUGCAUAUCCAACGUCAAGCUGAGCGAGUACUUCAAAUACCUUGUUAGUGAGUUGAAUUUGCUAAAACCAAAAGUUCCAGACGAUAUCUACAAAACUCACCUGGAGAACUCGCUGUUUGGCCAUUCGUCUAGAUUAGAGAGCGCAAAGCAGAAUCUGGCUGCUGCGUUUGUGAACGCAUUUGUUAACGCCGGUUACGGAUCAGAGAAGCUCAUCAGCGACGAGAAAUGGAUAUACAGAACUAAAGGCGAAGGAAUGCUGUUGACAACUGCCUCCUUAGGGUUGAUCAAUUUAUGGGAUGCAAAUGAGGGUCUUCAAACUCUUGAUAAAUACUUGUACUCUGAGCAGAGCGAAGUGAGAGCAGGUGCAUUGCUGGGAAUGGGCAUUUCGACCACCAGCGUCCACGAUGAAGUGGAUCCAACACUGUUGCUGCUGCAGGAUUACAUCAGCAGCGAUUCGAAUAUUGAUUCCAAGAUGAUCAUUUCUGCCAUUACGGGAAUUGGCAUUGCUUUUGCAGGCAGCGAGAACGAUGAGGUGAUGAAUUUGCUGUUGCCUCUUGUGUCAGAGCCAUCCGUUUCGGUUGAGAUUCAAGCGCUCUCUGCUCUUGCAUUAGGUCACGUUUUCGUUGGAACUUGCAACGGUGACAUCACGUCAACCAUUUUGCAGACCCUGCUGGAGAAGGAGACUUCCGAUUUAACUUCCAAGUGGAUUCGAUUCAUGUCUCUUGGUCUUGGAUUACUUUACAUGGGAAAAUACGACCAGGUGGAUGAUGUUCUUGAGACUAUCGAUGCCAUUGACCAUCCAAUUUCCAAAACUCUGAAGGUUCUGGUGAAUAUCUGUUCUUAUGCCGGAACCGGUAAUGUUUUGCAGAUCCAAUCUCUGCUGCAAAUGUGCACAGUGAAACCGAAGGAGGAGAAGGAGGAAGACGAGGACGAGGAAGAGAAGGAAAAGAAAGAAGACGAAGACAGUAAUAAAGAGAAGAAAGAGAACAGCGAACAAGAAAGCACAGAAACCCAAGAGGACGAGUCCUACCAAGGCUAUGCAGUUUUGGGACUUGCUUUGAUUUCUAUGGGAGAGGAAAUUGGUCAGGAGAUGUCGUUGCGUCAUUUCGGACACCUAAUGCACUAUGGUACUCCGCUGAUCAAGAGAGCUGUUCCUUUGGCCAUGGGACUCGUGUCCUCUUCGAAUGCGCAAAUGAAAGUGUUUGACACGCUUUCAAGAUAUUCGCAUGACCAGGAUCUGGAUGUGGCAUACAAUGCCAUUUUCGGUAUGGGUUUGGUUGGUGCAGGAACCAACAAUGCUAGAUUGGCCCAGCUGUUAAGACAGUUGGCUUCGUACUACGUGAACGAUCAGAACGCUUUGUUCAUGACGCGUAUUUCGCAGGGUUUGGUGCAUCUGGGCAAAGGGACAUUCACGUUGUCUCCCUUCAACACGGACAGACAAAUUUUGUCCAAAGUCUCUCUUGCUUCGCUUUUGACCGUUACUAUUGCCCUUUUGGAUCCAACCUCCUUCAUUCUGGACCAGCAUUCGAGUCUUUUGUACUACUUGACGCCGGCCAUCAAGCCUCGCAUGCUUGUUACUGUUGACGAAGAGCUCAAGCCUUUGAAAGUGAACGUUAGAGUUGGUCAGGCAGUGGAUGUUGUCGGACAGGCCGGAAAGCCUAAGACCAUAACUGGAUGGGUGACUCACUCCACUCCAGUUCUUCUUGGGUUUGGAGAAAGGGCCGAGCUGGAAAACGACGAAUAUAUUCCCCUCACGAAUUUCCUUGAAGGAGUUGUGAUAUUGAAGAAGAACCCCGACUACAUUGAGGCGGAAAACUAAACUAAUGGCUAUAGUG